UCUGAAGCUGAAGUUUUCGAACAUUUUUCUGUAUACGACAUAAUAACAAGAGUUAGAGACAUGGCAUCUGAAGCUGAAGCUUCUGAACUUUCCUGUUUGUUUGAAAGAAUGAUAAGAACUAAUGACAUGUCUUUGUUCUUUCCAUUCAUGCUUCGUCUUUAUGCUUUGUCAACUCGAAGAAACAGCGACGACCCAGAUCAAGAAUCAUCCAGUAACGAAGAUUCCAACCGUCAAAGAAUCAUCUUGGUGAGCCCUUCUACACAACGUAUUAUUCUAAUCAACGAUGUUUCAAGUCUUGAAGCUUUGUUUCAAGAACAUGGAAGCACUAGAGAGAAUGGUCAACAUCCAGCUUCAACAAAGUCAAUAGAAACAAUGAAAAAAGUUGAAAUUGUUGAAGGUGAAGAACAUAGAGAGUGUGUUGUUUGUUUGGAAGAAUUUGAGGUUGGUGAAGUUGUUAAAGAAAUGCCUUGUAAGCAUUGGUUUCAUGGGAAUUGUAUUGACAAGUGGUUAAGGAUUCAUGGAUCUUGUCCUGUUUGUAGGUAUCAGAUGCCUAUUCAUGAGGAACAAGAAAAAUAAGUUUGGUACUGAUUCAAAUGAUUCUUCAUCUAACCCUAGAAAUGAUCAUGACUUUGAGAAUUAUUCUUUAUUUUUAUUUAUUUGGUUAGAAUAUUGGUUUUCAAUUUAUUGAAGAAUAUUUAUAGCCCCAAAUGAACAAAUUUGUACUUACAUGUGAGAAUAAUAAAUGAUCUUUUGUUUA
Lathyrus oleraceus (garden pea) is the source of this 757-nucleotide messenger RNA. RefSeq names its product E3 ubiquitin-protein ligase MPSR1-like. Gene Ontology annotation, biological process: protein ubiquitination. Gene Ontology annotation, cellular component: cytoplasm. Bases 61 to 576 code for a protein of 171 amino acids. The record is from RefSeq and is a predicted model, not a curated record. Gene Ontology annotation, molecular function: ubiquitin protein ligase activity. NCBI's taxonomy places the organism in Eukaryota, Viridiplantae, Streptophyta, Magnoliopsida, Fabales, Fabaceae. The transcript has a single exon.